AUGUCAGCCGCCAGCACCGAGACGAGCGCCCCGUUGCCCGCGGCCACCAGCCGGGUGUUCUUCCAGCCGCCGGCUGGAGUUGGGUGCGCUGGGACCGGCCCCAUGCCGCGGGACGACCCGGUCCAGAGGAAGCAGGGGAAAGUGACGGUGAAAUACGACAGGAAGGAGCUGCGGAAAAGAUUGAUACUGGAGGAGUGGAUCAUCGAACAACUCAGCGAUCUGUACGACUGUGAGGUGAGGAGGAGGGGAGGUAAACCAAAACGCAGACAAUAGUGGGUCGGAAUCGGAUGCGCUUUUAUCAUAGCGAGGCUUAUAAAUGAUGUGCAAUCGAUACGGUCUGACCCUGAAGAUCUCCCACUCACAACGGACUUUCAAUGGGCGCUUUGGGUCGUUUGUUCUAGGAGGAUUCCAGGGGAAUCAUUAAUUGCCAAGAAAAUCCGUGAUUAAAAUGUUGUCUUUAGAGUUUGCAGUGUGUUUUAGUAUCUUUGCAGUGGUGGUGCGUAAUGCCCGGGGAAGGGGACGUGGAGGGGGUUUGGUUACCCGUGUAACUCCCCGUGUAACUCCCCGGGUCACGCCGGUCUAUGGUCCCCUCUCUCCCCGGCUGCAUUGUCUCUCCCCUGGGCAGGCAGCGUUACAGUGAGGGUGGGACAGAACAGAUGAACCACUGGGCAGAAAGUGGUUGAAUCAACGUUGUUUCCACGUUAUUUAAACCAUAUAUAUAUAUAUAUAUAUGUGUGUGUGAUGCCGUUAAUCAACGUGGGAAACAGAUUGGAUUGGCAAAAAGCCAUCAAUGUGAGGGCAUUACAUAUUUUUCCCACCCAACUUGUAACCUAAAUCCAAUGACAUUGUGACAUUUGUUGAGUUCACGUUGAAUUCACGUUAGUUGACAACUCAACCAAAUGUAGUCGUUGAACUGAAGUCUUCCCAGUGGGGAAUUACUGUUUUGAAGUCGUAAAACGCAUCGCACAGCUGCGCUUAAAACGUUAGACUCCUUUUGUAGCCCAGUACAAUCUUCUUUAACUGCUGAGAAUGCGUUUACAGUCCGCUAUUGAGGGGUGAUUUGUCAAUAGGCCUACAGAUAGACAAACAUUGUCCCCCCCGGAAAGGCAUUAAAUAAUCAGCUCCCGUUACCAGAAUACGCAUAACAUCUGUUUCAUUAAUUCAUAAUGUCAGCCAGAAUAGCUUGUGUUUUCUAUUGAUUCAAAAUAAAUGCUUGAAGGAAGGGGAAACUGCUAGUCUAGAUAAUGAUUGGUUCUCUGGUAUGAGAGUCCAUUCAUGUUACUUUCUGCCUGUGAUGUGGUGAUUCGGAACAUUCUUAACCCUUCUGGUCCCAGGCGAGUCUGGCUCUAUCCCUGGUAGACUGUAUUGACCGAGACAUUGGAAUGCGUUCUCACGCGCUCCGUGAUGGUCGGUACAUUCUUUAACAUUUUGAAGAGCUGAGAGAAUCUCAACAGUGUGUGUUCUCUCCAUAUCAUGAAGGAUGCUGCCAGAGGUGGAAACGGGGGAAUAGAGGGGGAGAGGAAAGCAGGGCAGUGGGUUAAACAAUGACAUGAGGAAAGCAGGGCAUUGGGUUAAACAAUGACAUGAAAGAGAAGCAGGGCAGUGGGUUAAACAAUGACAUGAGGGAAGCAGGGCAGUGGGUUAAACAAUUACAUGAGGGAAGCAGGGCAGUGGGUUAAACAAUGACAUGACAGGGAAGCAGGGCAGUGGGUUAAACAAUGACAUGAGGGAAGCAGGGCAGUGGGUUAAACAAUGACAUGAGGGAAGCAGGGCAGUGGGUUAAACAAUGACAUGACAGGGAAGCAGGGCAGUGGGUUAAACAAUGACAUGACAGGGAAGCAGGGCAGUGGGUUAAACAAUGACAUGAGGGAAGCAGGGCAGUGGGUUAAACAAUGACAUGACAGGGAAGCAGGGCAGUGGGUUAAACAAUGACAUGAGGGAAGCAGGGCAGUGGGUUAAACAAUGACAUGAGGGAAGCAGGGCAGUGGGUUAAACAAUGACAUGACAGGGAAGCAGGGCAGUGGGUUAAACAAUGACAUGACAGGGAAGCAGGGCAGUGGGUUAAACAAUGACAUGAGGGAAGCAGGGCAGUGGGUUAAACAAUGACAUGACAGGGAAGCAGGGCAGUGGGUUAAACAAUGACAUGACAGGGAAGCAGGGCAGUGGGUUAAACAAUGACAUGAGGGAAGCAGGGCAGUGGGUUAAACAAUGACAUGACAGGGAAGCAGGGCAGUGGGUUAAACAAUGACAUGAGGGAAGCAGGGCAGUGGGUUAAACAAUGACAUGACAGGGAAGCAGGGCAGUGGGUUAAACAAUGACAUGACAGGGAAGCAGGGCAGUGGGUUAAACAAUGACAUGACAGGGAAGCAGGGCAGUGGGUUAAACAAUUACAUGAGGGAAGCAGGGUAGUACUAUGCUCCAGGGGUACAGUGAGGGGAAAAAAGUAUUUGAUCCCCUGCUGAUUUUGUACGUUUGCCCUCUGACAAACACAUGAUCAGUCUAUAAUUUUAAUGGUAGGUUUAUUUGAACAGUGAGAGACAGAAUAACAACAAAAAAAUCCAGAAAAACGCAUGUCAAAAAUGUUAUAAAUUGAUUUGCAUUUUAAUGAGGGAAAUAAGUAUUUAACCCCCUCUCAAUCAGAAAGAUUUCUGGCUCCCAGGUGUCUUUUAUGCAGGUAACGAGCUGAGAUUAGGAGCACACUCUUAAAGGGAGUGCUCCUAAUCUCAGUUUGUUACCUGUAUAAAAGACACCUGUCCACAGAAGCAAUCAAUCAAUCAUAUUCCAAACUCUCCACCAUGGCCAAGACACGGGAGGAUCUUGUCAAUGAUCUCAAGGCAGCUGGGACCAUAGUCACCAAGAAAACAAUUGUUAACACACUACGCCAAGGGUUUUGCCACCAAGUACUAAGUCAUGUUUUGCAGAGGGGUCAAAUACUUAUUUCCCUCAUUAAAAUGCAAAUCAAUUUAUAACAUUUUUGACAUGCAUUUUUCUGGAUUUUUUUGUUGUUAUUCUGUCUCUCACUGUUCAAAUAAACCUACCAUUAAAAUUAUAGACUGAUCAUGUCUUUGUCAGUGGGCAAACGUACAAAAUCAGCAGGGGAUCAAAUUAUUUUUUCCCUCACUGUACAUACCCUAUGCAGACUGAUAAGAACUGAAUUAGCUAUAUCCCAAUGCAUUCUUCUCUCACUCAUCUCUGGUGACAAUGUAACGAACGCGUUCUGUAUUCAAACGUCCCCCCCUGAUACCUGCAUGAUGAAGACUGAACGUUUCUAAACUGACAGGUUAUAAUGGCCUGUAGCCAUGCCGGUCCCUCCUGGCUUAGCUGGUUAAUGAUAAUAAUAAUAAUAAUAUGCCAUUUAGCAGACGCUUUUAUCCAAAGCGACUUACAGUCAUGCGUGCAUACAUUUUUGUGUAUGGGUGGUCCCGGGGAUCGAACCCACUACCUUGGCGUUACAAGCGCCGUGCUCUACCAGCUGAGCUACAGAGGACCACCUGGUUAACCCUGGUCUUCUGUUGCAGCCUGCAUGGUGUCGUCCUAUAUGCCAAAUACUGGACCUGUUAAAGAGCGACUGCCCCUAAACUAGUAACUUUUUCUUUUGAAAAGGCCUACGUGUGGCAUCGAUGUGAGUCAAAUGUUUAUUCUAGUGUCAAAAUUGACUGAAGUGUCAGUAUCAGUCUCAUCCAAAACCUGAGAUUUGCAAGAUGAUGGGAAGAAAUUGCAUGUCGUGGAAUGAAAGGUACUGUAACAGUUUUCCUUGUGUUGGGUUUAUUUGAAUCCUGCCCACAGCUGACAGCACCCAAGUAAUCAUCAAUUCGAAGUGCAGCUGCACAUUCCCCAAGGUCAAGUUGGUUUGACAUUUGAUAUCCCUGUGGGGCUAGUUAGGGACCAUCAGUUAAUUACACAAUGUACAUGGGACAAUAUUUUUAAAGUGUAAAUAGCUCCACAUUUCAGUGACUUAACAACCAAAAAUCAACUUUAAAUUGUAGAAAUUCAUGUAUAAAUAUUAAAAGCAUUUAAUGAGACAACUAAAAGAUGUGCAACAUGAAAAUAUUGUCUCAUUUACAUUGUGUAAUUUAUUGCCGGUCCCUAACUAUCCCCAGAGAUAGGCUAUCCGUUGCCAUGGUCGCACACCAGCCGGCUGAAGUUAAUUGGCGAAAGAAGUUGGCUAGUACUAACUAGCCUAGGAGACUUCAAGAUACAAGACCUGGUUAGACUGGUUCAAGUCUAGAAGGUUCUAGAAGGGACUAACUGUGGGGUUUUUUUAUGUACAAAUGCUUGUGUUGCUGAAUCGGCAAGGCUUUAAGGUCCGUCUCGGUAUCGGUUUCAUAUGAAAACCUGAUACUAGUGUACAGAACAGAGCAGUGUGUGUUUUAAUAGAGUAGAGAAUGGGUCACUUCACUUCAGAGAAAUGUAUUUCUGUUUCCUGUUACUCAGUUACGGUGAUAGACAGACCAGGGUGUGCAUGCGUGUGCCAGACAGUUAAUUAAACCCCAAUCACAACGUAACCAUCUAUUCGUCUGUCGUCAUGGGAAUUAAGAAUAUCGUAACCAGUUUAUAUGAUAAUGAAAAAUUAUCUGAACUUUUCACUCCAGAGCAGAAUACUCUCUAGUGUACUAAGAGGCAAGAUGAUUAUAACGACCAAACAAACACAAAUGAACAGAGUGCCAUUUGUCAAUCAUAAUCCUCUUGUUGCCCUCUCUCUGUCCACUUUGUCACCUUCCUGUUCCUAUCUCUCUCUACUUCUCCUCCCUCCAUCUUUGUACGACUCUUUAGCUUCUUCAUCUUUAUGUCCUUUCUUACUCCAUCUCUCUUUUCCUUUCUCGUUCCUUCCUGUCUCUCCUCUUCCCUCUCUGUGGGCAUAGUAUUACAUAAUCAGAGAUUCUCUCCCGUCUCCUGUGGGACUCUGCUCUUUUCAGGACACACAGAGGGGAAGAGAAAGAGAAACUGAAUGAGAGAGAGGAGAGAAAUUCUCCCCAACAUUACUCCUCUCUAGCUCAGUGAUCUGUCUGUCUGUGUGGAGCUCAGACCCUGCUGUCUGUGGGCUCUGUGUGGAGCUGUCUGUGGGCUCUGUGUGGAGCUCAGACCCUGCUGUCUGUGGGCUCUGUGUGGAGCUGUCUGUGGGCUCUGUGUGGAGCUGUCUGUGGUCUGUGUGUGUUAAGUAG
This is a messenger RNA of Coregonus sp. 'balchen', 5162 nucleotides long. NCBI's taxonomy places the organism in Eukaryota, Metazoa, Chordata, Actinopteri, Salmoniformes, Salmonidae. The record is from the annotation of a GenBank genome assembly.